CAACAGAAAGCCAGUGAGCCUCCAUCUAUGUCCUUCCCAUCCACAUCCAAGUCGUCCCAGACCGUGUCAACAUGGCAUGGUUUUGGGCAGAAGGUGCGUCUCCUGGCCCCUUACCUGUGGCCCCGAGGCAGCCUGCCUCUUCAGGUAAUGGUCCUGCUCUGUCUGGCCCUACUGGCCAUGGAAAGGGUCAUCAACGUCUUCGUCCCCAUCUACUCCAAAAACAUAGUGAAUAAUCUGUCUGAUGGCAGCAGCUGGAGGACCCUGGCCACCACCGUGUGUAUUUAUGUCCUGCUCAAGUUCCUCCAGGGUGGAGGGGCAGGUACAUCAGGGUUUAUCAGUAACCUGAGGUCCUUCCUGUGGACGCAGGUCCAGCAGUACACCAGUAGGGUGGUUCAGGUCCGUCUGUUUGGUCACCUCCACUCCCUGUCGUUGCGCUGGCACCUGGGGAGACACACUGGGGACGUUCUGAGUAGUGUAGACCGAGGAACAUCUUCUAUCAACAACCUGCUCAGCUACAUCAUCUUCAGUAUCCUGCCCACCAUCGCUGAUAUAGUCAUCGCCAUCCUCUACUUUGUAUCCUACUUCAGUGCCUUGUUCGGCCUCAUCGUCUUCAUCUGCUUGCUGAUCUACCUCACUUUCACCAUCCUGAUCACUGAGUGGAGGACCAAGUACAGACGAGACAUGAACACUCAGGACAACAACGCCAAGUCUAAGGCUGUGGACUCGCUGCUCAACUUUGAGACGGUGAAAUAUUACAAUGCUGAGGGGUAUGAAGUGACCUGCUUCGAGGAGGCAAUUCUGAAGUACCAGCAGUCAGAGUGGAAGACCAACGCCUCGUUGGCCCUACUGAACCAGACCCAGAACCUGAUCAUUGGCUCAGGGCUAUUAGCAGGUUCUCUGCUCUGUGCUUACAUGGUCACAGAAGGCCAGUUCCAGGUUGGUGACUAUGUCCUGUUUGGCACCUACAUCAUCCAGCUGUACACUCCUCUCAACUGGUUUGGUACAUAUUACAGACUAAUCCAGAGUUCCUUUAUUGACAUGGAGAACAUGUUCAAGAUCUUAACAGAACACAAAGAGGUGAAAGACGAUGUCAGCGCCACAGACCUCCAGUUGACAACUGGCGAGGUGAAGUUUCAGAACGUGUGCUUCAGCUACACUGAGGGGAAUGUGAUUCUCAGGGGUAUAUCGUUCACUGUGAUGGCCGGCCAGACUGUUGCUCUGGUGGGCCAGUCUGGUUCAGGUAAAAGCACUAUCCUCCGUCUGCUGUUUCGCUUCUAUGACGUCCAGGGAGGAUGCAUCCGUAUUGAUGAACAGGAUAUAUCCAGGGUGACCCAGACCUCUCUCCGCUCCUACAUCGGUGUGGUUCCUCAGGACACGGUGCUCUUCAAUGACAGCAUAAGAAACAACAUCCGGUACGGACGCAUUCCCGCUAGCGACCAGGAGGUGGAGGAGGCUGCCCUCGCUGCGGACAUACACUACAAGAUCCUGUCACUGCCCGAGGGGUAUGAGACCCAGGUGGGAGAGAGGGGUCUGAAGCUGAGUGGAGGAGAGAAACAGAGAGUAGCCAUCGCCCGUACAAUCCUGAAGGACCCCCGUAUUAUACUGCUGGAUGAGGCCACGUCAGCCCUGGACACACAGACAGAACGCAACAUCCAGGCUUCACUCUCCAAAGUCUGUGCCAACAGGACCACUAUAGUAGUAACGCACAGACUGUCAACCAUCGUUGGCUCAGACCAGAUCCUGGUAGUCCAUGAUGGCCAGAUUGCCGAGAGAGGGAGGCAUGAGGAGUUGCUGUCCCAGGGAGGUUUGUACUCUGCUAUGUGGCUGAAACAGCAGCACAGCACAGCCAAGACAGAGACAUACAACUCUAACCCAGAGGGUCAGCAGGCCACUACUCCCCACCACGGUCCCUGAGCCAGUAUCCCAGCACAGAGCUAACAUACAGCUAACCAGGGAACAGAGGAGCAGAUUGAGCCCAGGAUAGAGCUCAACCAUCUGAAGGAAAAGAUUCAAAUCAUAUUGUGGCAUUUUGGGCGGGUACGGCGAGGUUCUGAGGCGAGUUUCAAACUUAGCAUCCUAAGGUACAUCUAGCAUCCAAGAUACAUUACUGCUGCUCCAAGAAAAGCUGGUUACACUAGACGGUGACUUUAGAAAACUAGUUACACUAGAUGGUAACUUUACAAAGCUAGUUACACUAGAUGGUAACUUUACAAAGCUAGUUACACUAGAUGGUAACUUUACAAAGCUAGUUACACUAGAUGGUAACUUUACAAAGCUAGUUACACUAGAUGGUAACUUUACAAAGCUAGUUACACUAGAUGGUGACUUUACAAAGCGAGUUACACUAGAUGGUAACUUUACAAAGCUAGUUACACUAGAUGGUAACUUUACAAAGCUAGUUACACUAGAUUGUAACUUUACAAAGCUAGUUACACUAGAUUGUAACUUUACAAAGCUAGUUACACUAGAUGGUAACUUUACAAAGCUAGUUACACUAGAUGGUAACUUUACAAAGCUAGUUACACUAGAUGGUAACUUUACAAAGCUAGUUACACUAGAUGGUAACUUUACAAAGCUAGUUACACUAGAUGGUAACUUUACAAAGCGAGUUACACUAGAUGGUAACUUUACAAAGCUAGUUACACUAGACGGUGACAUUACAAAGCGAGUCACACUAUAUUUAAUGAUAACACAUGGUGUAUGUGGGAAGCAGACUCCCAACUCUGGAUAAGCUGUGUCAAAUACCCUCAGACCAAAGAUGAUGAAUUGUGUGUUAGAGGAAACACUCCAACUUUAACUGUGAAUUCUACUGCUGUUCUAUUAAACUGAUUGUGACGGACAUUUAUUAAAGUCUUGAUCAGUUGCACAUCACCCAUAAGUACAUUGCAAUAAAU
Oncorhynchus kisutch (coho salmon) is the source of this 2894-nucleotide messenger RNA. RefSeq names its product ATP binding cassette subfamily B member 6 (LAN blood group) b (gene abcb6b). NCBI's taxonomy places the organism in Eukaryota, Metazoa, Chordata, Actinopteri, Salmoniformes, Salmonidae. The record is from RefSeq and is a predicted model, not a curated record. Gene Ontology annotation, molecular function: ABC-type heme transporter activity; ATP binding; heme binding. Gene Ontology annotation, biological process: heme transport; transmembrane transport. The coding region runs from base 28 to 1914 and encodes 628 amino acids. Gene Ontology annotation, cellular component: vacuolar membrane. The transcript is spliced from 17 exons.